Messenger RNA from Humulus lupulus (European hop), 3468 nucleotides. Its product is annotated as probable LRR receptor-like serine/threonine-protein kinase At3g47570. Gene Ontology annotation, biological process: protein phosphorylation. The transcript is spliced from 3 exons. Gene Ontology annotation, molecular function: protein binding; ATP binding; protein kinase activity. The record is from RefSeq and is a predicted model, not a curated record. NCBI's taxonomy places the organism in Eukaryota, Viridiplantae, Streptophyta, Magnoliopsida, Rosales, Cannabaceae. The coding region runs from base 21 to 3119 and encodes 1032 amino acids.
CUUAAUAAGUAUCUCUAUUGAUGAUUCUCCUUGCAGAGAAAGUUAUGGCCGUAGCUCUAUUGAUGAUUCUCCUUUUUAUUGCCGCUGGUGAUCCUUCUGGUGUAGCUGGACAUAGAUCUAGUGAGACAGACAAGAUAGCUUUGCUAGAAAUCAAGUCUCAAAUAACAGAGGAUCCUUUACAAGUCACGAGUUCAUGGAACGAGUCCCUUCAUUUUUGUCAAUGGCGAGGUGUUACUUGUGAUCCAAACCAUCGAAAAAGAGUCACUGAGUUGAGCCUAAGAUCCUUGAGUUUGAAGGGUUUCUUAUCUCCAUCUAUUGGGAACCUCAGUUUUAUUAGAAGCAUUGAUCUUUUCAACAACAGUUUCCAAGGAGAAAUUCCAUACCAAAUAGGUCGUUUAUUUCGAUUACAACAGAUUGUUCUCGAAAAGAACCUGUUAGGAGGGCAAAUACCAACUAGUUUGUCAAACUGUUCUCACUUGAGAGUCCUAAACUUGGGAUUCAACCAAUUUAGCGGGAACAUUCCUUCUGAGAUUGGUUCUCUAUCAAACUUGGUUCAACUGACUCUUGUGGCAAACAAAUUGGAGGGAAGUAUUCCACUCAAUCUAGGCAAUCUCUCUUCUCUUCAAGAACUUAAUAUUUCAGCCAACAACCUUGAUGGAAACAUUCCAGCAUCACUAGGCCAUUUGAAGAGCUUAAUUCAUCUUGGUAUUUCUAAGAAUAAGUUAUCAGGUAUGGUCCCUCAAUCCAUUUAUAACCUUUCUUACCUUGAAUCAUUCAUUGUUAGUGAGAACCAACUUCAUGGAUUCUUUCCUCAUAACAUUGGCUCCACUCUUCCUAAUAUUCGCAUUUUUCGUAUAUGGGGAAACCAAUUUAGUGGACGAAUUCCUAUUUCAUUUUCAAAUUUUUCAAACCUUGAGGAAUUUGAUAUAACUUCCAACAAUUUUGUGGGAGGGCUCCCUGCUAUUUUUGGAGAUUUCAAGAAGCUUAUGUGGGUAGAUAUUACUCUUACUAGUCUUGGAUCAGGAAAAGCAGAUGACCUUGACUUCUUAACUUCUUUUACCAAUUGUACCAAUCUUAUAUAUCUUCAGCUGCAAGAAAAUAACUUUGGAGGGGUCUUGCCUAACUCCAUAGGAAAUCUCUCAGCUACACUAGAAUUUUUUUCAGUAGGAGGUAACCAAAUUUCAGGAAACAUUCCUCCUAGUGUUGGCAAUCUAGUAGGCUUGAAGGGAUUAGGACUAUAUGAAAAUCGUCUUACUGGAGCCAUUCCUACGACCAUUGGAAAACUUUAUAACUUAGUCAGAUUAUACUUGGGUAGUAAUGAAUUAUCUGGGGAAAUUCCUUCAUCCUUUGGAAAUCUCACAGUAUUGAACAAUCUCGCAUUAAACUACAACAAUCUUCAAGGAAACAUUCCCUCAAAUCUUGGAAAUUGCCGAAGCUUACAACUAUUAUUUCUUCAUAACAACUUUCUCAAUGGUUCCAUUCCUCCAAAUGUAAUUGGGUUAUCAUCUUUAUCUUUGUCAUUAGUACUUUCUAGAAAUCGUCUCACCGGAACUCUACCUCCGGAAGUUGGGAAAUUGAAAAAUCUCAUCGAGUUAGAACUUUCCCACAACGAGUUGUCUGGCAAUAUUCCAAAGAAUCUUGGGGAUUGUGUAAGCUUACAAUGGCUGCGCAUGGAUCAUAAUAAGUUUGAAGGAACAAUUGAUUCACUGAGUUCAUUGAAAGUGAUUGAAGAAAUUGAUCUUUCAAAUAAUAACUUAUCAGGAAAAAUCCCAAAAGAGUUUACCAAGUUAGUGUUUUUGUCAAUGUUAAAUCUUUCUUACAAUGAUCUCGAGGGUCAAGUACCAAUUGGAGGUAUUUUCAAUGUCAGCAUGAAUAUUUCUCUAGUUGGUAAUGACAAGCUUUGUGGUGGUAUUGCUGAAUUAUCCUUACCACCUUGCUCUAAAAUGACAUCAAAAAAACGAAAUAAGUUAUAUCUUGCAAGAAAGUUGAUAAUCUCCAUAAUUUGUGGCAUUUUCGGACUAUGUUUGGUGUCAUAUCUUUUGAUUCGUUGCUGGUUUAGAAGACAUAAAAAGGAGUCUUCAGAGUCUUCAUGGAAUGAUGUUCCAUUUUUGAAUAUUUCGUAUGGAGAGCUCCUAAAAGCCACUAAUGGGUUUUCUCUAGAAAAUCUCAUUGGUACCGGCAGCUUUAGCUCAGUGUUUAAAGGAAUUCUUGAACAAGAUCAAUUGUGUGUAGCAGUAAAGGUCUUCAACCUACAAAAAAGAGGAGCUUCCAAGAGUUUUAUGGCCGAAUGUGAAACACUAAAAAGUAUUCGACAUCGAAAUCUUGUGAAAAUCAUAUCUGCUUGCUCGAGUGUUGAUUACCAAGGUAACGAUUUCAAAGCCCUCAUCUACGAGUUCAUGUCAAAUGGAAGUUUGGAAGAUUGGUUAUAUCCAAAGCCACAAAUAGGAGAAUAUCAAAUGAAAAUUUUAACUUUCUCUCAACGAUUAAAUAUGAUUGUUGAUGUGGCGUUGGCGUUAGAUUAUCUUCACAACCAAGGAGAAAUGCCAAUAGUACACUGUGACCUUAAGCCAAGCAACAUUCUUCUUGACCAAGAUAUGACUGUCCAUGUAGCCGAUUUUGGUUUGUCAAGGAUUAUGGAAGAUGGUGAUACCCAAACCUCUCAACCAAAUUCAAGCUCUGUUGCAAUAAGAGGAACAAUUGGAUAUGCAGCUCCAGAGUAUGCUAUGGGAAGAAAGGUCUCAACCGAGGGAGAUGUGUACAGUUUUGGCAUCCUCUUGUUGGAGAUCUUCACAGGGAAAAGACCCACCGAUGAUCAUUUCGAAGAUGGCUUGAGUCUUAAUCAAUUGGUCAAAAGAGCUUUGCACAGGAAUUUAGUGAGGGACAUUGUUGAUCAAAGUCUAAUGAUGGAAUUAGGACAAGAAGAGGAGGAAGCGUCCAGCAGCAACACAUCGAUGGAAAAGAGUAGACGCAAAAUAUAUGAAUGUGUGGUUUCGAUACUUGCAAUUGGUAUCAAUUGUUCAGAAGAAUCAUUAAGAGAGAGGAUGAAGAUUAGUGAUGUUCUUAAGAAAUUGCAAGGAAUCAAAAGUGUGAUUCCUAAAAGUGUCCAAGGAUAUCGUUGAACAAGUGCUGUUUCACUUUCUUGUUGAUGGUGUUGUUGUUUUGUCUUUUCUAUGUUAUCUCUUUGAUUAGUAAUAUGUUUCUGCAAUUCAAAAUGGUUCGUUUCUUCUAGCUUUAUGUACUUUGUUGUGAACAUUUUAUGAAUAUUUGUUUCUUAAUCUCUAUCCAUUAUUAUUUAUCCCAAGAAUAAUUGGUCAAGACAUGUUGCAAAAGAUGUAGUUUAUAUACACUUGUUUUUAUACGUAGUAUGUGCAGUUAGUAAUGAUCAAAGUCACACGAAACUCUAGUUCUUAAUAGUGUUAAAUGUCAACUUUCAUUAUAUUUUAUUUGUUUUGUUACCAUUUAAAUUCA